This is a messenger RNA of Striga hermonthica, 840 nucleotides long. NCBI's taxonomy places the organism in Eukaryota, Viridiplantae, Streptophyta, Magnoliopsida, Lamiales, Orobanchaceae. The record is from the annotation of a GenBank genome assembly.
AUGCAUUCGAGGCGUGGGAAAAGGCCCCUUCUGUCCGAUGAAUCGGAGGUUCAUCACCAUCGUCACGUUAACGAUGAUGAUGUUGAUGAGCCGUUAUUCCCGAUUUACUCGGAAAGAUCCCAACAGGAUAUGUCCGCGAUGGUCACCGCUCUCUCUCAAGUCCUCGGCUACACGCCCGAUCAAACUCCACCAAUAGCUGCCGUGCCACCUCAGCAUCACCAUUGCUUGUCUGUGUCAGGUGCACCGCCCCACACCCAACCCCAGCCCACUCAGGAACAAGGUAGGAAAAGGCACUACCGAGGGGUCCGGCAGCGGCCGUGGGGCAAGUGGGCAGCUGAGAUCCGCGACCCGAAGAAGGCAGCCCGCGUCUGGCUGGGCACCUUCGACUCUGCGGAGGCAGCUGCCAUGGCUUACGACGAGGCUGCCCUGCGCUUCAAAGGCAACAAGGCGAAGCUCAAUUUUCCCGAACGAGUCCAUUCUGCUCCACACCUCACUCACAAUAAUAACUUCCAAUUCCACCAAUAUGCAGACCUCAUGCAUUAUAAUUAUAAUAACAAUAAUAGUAACAAUGUGAAUCAAAAUAGUAGUAGUUAUAACACUAGUCAUUGGGGCUAUGGGAAUUAUAUUAAUGCCGUGGGGCACGAUUUGGGUUCUCAAGCGGCCUCGUCUGUGCCGCCGCCGCCAUCUAAUUCGGUGCCCAUGAUGCCUUUGAAUGAAGAGGGUUUUGUAAGGUUUGAUGACGGGUCGGGCUCCGGAGGUGGGCCCGGCCCGGGUGACAGUUCGGAUGGGAAUUGGUGGGAGUUUGAUGGCGGCAAUGACACUAGGAGGUACUUCUUUUGA